Aspergillus steynii IBT 23096 is the source of this 1172-nucleotide messenger RNA. Its product is annotated as NADPH:quinone oxidoreductase family protein. Bases 80 to 1123 code for a protein of 347 amino acids. The record is from RefSeq and is a predicted model, not a curated record. The transcript has 2 exons. Gene Ontology annotation, molecular function: oxidoreductase activity; zinc ion binding. Lineage: Eukaryota; Fungi; Ascomycota; Eurotiomycetes; Eurotiales; Aspergillaceae. Gene Ontology annotation, cellular component: mitochondrion.
CUCCUUCCUCUUUCCUCCCUUCUUCUCUACUCUUUCUCACCAUUGUCCCCCCAUCUCGAAUUCUACCACAUCCAUCAUUAUGAGGGCCAUCCAAGUCAAAGAAUACGUCCAGGGACCCCUGGAUCUCCAGGUCAGCACACUUCCCACGCCAGCGCCCUCGCCAACCAACUACCUGAUCGAAAUCCAUUCGGCAGGCACCAACUUCUUCGACCUUCUCCAAAUCCGCGGCAAGUACCAACACCAGCCACCACUGCCGUGGGUCGGUGGCGCUGAAUUCGCCGGAACCGUGCUGGCAGUGCCCACGGCCAGGGGACCGUCGCCACCGCGCUUCAAGGUCGGAGACCGCGUGUUCGGUGCCACGCAGGGAGCCUACGCCACGCACGUGCUGGCCCCGGAGGCCACGCUGCUGCCCGUACCGAACGGCUGGAGCUACGAGGACGCCGCCGGGCUCUUCGUCACGGCACCCACCUCGUACGGUGGCCUGGUGCAUCGCGCCAACGUCCGCCGCGACGACUGGGUGCUGGUUCACGCGGCGGCCGGCGGCGUUGGGCUGGCCGCGGUGCAGAUCGCCAAGGCGAAGGGAGCGACGGUGAUUGCGACGGCUGGCACGGAGCGCAAGCGCCAAGUGGCGCGCGAGUUCGGGGCGGACUACGUCGUCGACUACAAGGAUAGGGCGUGGCCAGAGGAGGUGAAGGCGCUGUGUGCGCGGCACCGCCAAGGGAACGGCAAGGCCGGUGUGGACAUCGUGUACGACCCCGUGGGGAUGAUCGAGGCCAGUCUCAAAUGCGUGGCGUGGAAUGCGCGCCUGCUGGUGAUCGGGUUCGCGGCGGGCCAGAUCGAGAAGGUGGCCCUGAACCGCGUGCUGCUGAAGAAUGUGAGCAUCGUCGGCUUGCACUGGGGCCAGUACGCCAAGUUUGAGAAGGAGACCGUGGGUGCUGUGUGGCAGGGCAUCUUCGAUCUGGUGGCCAAAGGUCAGUUCCGGGGUACGGCAUUCAAGGACGAGAGUUUCGUUGGGCUGGAGAGCGUGCCCCGGGCGUUGCAGGCUCUCGGAGGUCGGGAGACAUGGGGGAAAGUGGUGGUGAAGAUUAUCGACGACGAGGCGGGGACGAAGAGCAAGCUAUAGGAGAGAUCGGUUUCCCUUGUCUUGAUAUGUACCUAAAUAAAGUCUAUAU